AUGUUACUCAUAAUUAUCUGUAUUUGUUUGACAUUCAUUGCAUUGAUUUUAACUAUAAUAUGGUUACUAAAAACAUCUGGUUUGUUUCAUUCCAUACGUGUACAUGUUAAAGAACCACCCAUUGAUGAAUGUUUUAUUGCUUAUAAAUUUCAACGUGGACCAUAUUCGACAGCUGCUGAUAUUUUCAAAGAUAUUAUGAAUUUUUCACCAUCUGCCAAUACAAUUGGCAUUUAUUAUGAUGAUCCUAAUAGUGUGAGUUUUUUUCUCUACGAAUAAGUUUGAAUUAGUAAAUGCCAUAGUUGAUAGUAUUUUUAGGUUUCAUCUAAUUCUUCCAGUAAUUUACUUAGAUUUUUUUGUUCAUGCACAAAUUUAAGAUAGAAUAGUUUUUGGACAACUUGUUCUAAUAGAUGUUGUCACAUUAAAUGUCAAGAUACACCCGUUGAUGAC
Messenger RNA from Didymodactylos carnosus, 447 nucleotides. The record is from the annotation of a GenBank genome assembly. Lineage: Eukaryota; Metazoa; Rotifera; Eurotatoria; Philodinida; Philodinidae.